AGCGUUCUAGUUCGUUAGUUGACUUUACAAACCUUUAAGUUGUUUUGUUGGGACGAGGAGUGCAAUUAUAACUCCGAUUAUCGUAGUUUACAGUAUUUUCGCCAAAUAAUGGACACAUUUGAUGUAUCUAAUAGAAAUAGUUGGUAUUUCGGCUCAAUGUCACGUCAGGAAGCAACAGAAGUACUGAUGAAUGAAAGGGAGCGAGGCGUGUUUUUAGUACGAGAUAGUAACUCUAUUGCUGGUGAUUACGUUUUAUGUGUAAGGGAAGAUACAAAAGUUAGUAAUUACAUAAUAAAUAAAAUUCAGAAGAACGAAAACAUUGUAUAUCGCAUUGGGGACCAAUCUUUUGAAAAUUUGUCGAAAUUGCUUACAUUUUAUACUUUACAUUAUUUAGAUACAACUCCUUUGAAACGGCCAGCUUCGAAGAAAAUAGAAAAAGUAAUUGGAAAAUUUGACUUCGAGGGAACAGACCAGGAUGAUUUACCGUUCCGACGUGGUGAUAUUCUUACUGUUAUAAGAAAGGAUGAAGAUCAAUGGUGGACUGCCAAAAAUUCACUAGGACAAACAGGUCAAAUUCCUGUACCCUAUGUACAAAAGUACGAUGAAAAUUUUGAUGAUUGUUACCAUGAUCGCUCCUUAUUUAGUGAUUGCAAUGGUGGAAACGCAGCAGCAGCUCGUAUAAGUGGGUCUAGCGAUGCACAUGGAAACUGUCAGCGUUUAAAUAAUACUCUAAAAAAAUCAGAUUUAAAUCGAAAACUACCUGCUUUUGCACGCGUAAAGCAAGCUCGAGUUCCAAAUGCUUAUGAUAAAACGGCGCUAAAACUGGAAGUUGGAGAUAUUAUAAAGGUCACAAAAACAAAUAUAAAUGGUCAAUGGGAAGGAGAGAUAAAAGGGAAAAAAGGUCAAGGUCACUUUCCUUUCACGCAUGUUGAAUUUAUUGAUGAUUGUGAUUUAAUACGUUGCUCAGGUGAAAGUUCACAUACUCAUAAAGAACCAAAUAUAAGCAAUGAUUGGGGCGAAUAAAAAUUGUUUUGACAAUCUUAUAAUAUGUAUAUAUUAUUUUAUGCAUGUAAUUUUUUUCAAUAUAGCCUUAUAAAAUACUUCAAAUUAACUUGUAAGUAAUAUUUUUAAUUAUUGUAUGCUAGAUAUAUAUUAAAAUUAAACAAAUGUAUUAUGGUAAGAUGCAAGAAUAUUUAUUUUGUUCAGUGAGACUUAUAAUUAAAU
Messenger RNA from Teleopsis dalmanni, 1224 nucleotides. It is a transcript of the gene Crk, whose product is annotated as adapter molecule Crk. Lineage: Eukaryota; Metazoa; Arthropoda; Insecta; Diptera; Diopsidae. The record is from RefSeq and is a predicted model, not a curated record. The coding region runs from base 109 to 1023 and encodes 304 amino acids. The transcript has 6 exons. Gene Ontology annotation, molecular function: protein binding.